This is a messenger RNA of Leptopilina boulardi, 2102 nucleotides long. RefSeq lists its product as uncharacterized. The transcript has 2 exons. The record is from RefSeq and is a predicted model, not a curated record. Bases 154 to 1956 code for a protein of 600 amino acids. Lineage: Eukaryota; Metazoa; Arthropoda; Insecta; Hymenoptera; Figitidae.
AUGUCUUUUUAGUCGAUCACGACAUGUCAAAGCUUGAAAACUAAUUUUCUAACAAUAUAAAACUAAAUGUCAAAUUUUAAUGGAAAUAGCAAGAAAUAGGUGGAUUUUUUUUUAAGUGCUGUGUAAAAGUGACCCAUAAGGAUUAUUUCAAACAUGAAACUUCUUUUGGUAACUCUUUACAUUUUAAUUGGCUCUUCAGUGACCUUGUCAAUUGAUGUGGAGAAUGCAAACGAAACUGAAAUUGAAACACUGAAAAAUGUCGAUUUCGGUGAAAUGGAAUCUGACAGUGAAUUACAAGAAUUUCCAAGAAAAAGAGAUUCCGGAUAUAAUUACGAGAAACCGAUUCGCUACAAUAGACUUAAUUUUCGAUCGAGAAAUAGAGGACGAUUAAAUAAACAUCGUAAUCAAUUGAAUCGUCCAUUUAAUCUUUAUGGUCCACCUAAAAUUCAUGAACCAAAUCAAAAUCAACAACGACCCAAUAAUCAACAUCGUGAGCCAAAUCAACCCUCAGAAAAUUUACAUCAAGGCAUUUCUCAAUCAAUGAAAAAUCACGAAUUUUCUGAACCUGAUCCAAUACCAGAACAAAAUGAUUAUCCAUUUCUCACUGGUACUGCCAAUUAUUUACCACCUAAAAAUCAAAAGCUACCAUCACAUUCCGCAAUGAGUGCAUUUUCCGAACAACAAAAUUUUAAUGAAAAUAUGCAAGAUAAUCGAAUAUCUGAUGCAGCACUUUUUCUCCAACAAAAUGCACAAUCGUUGUCACAACUUUAUGGAGCACCUGCUCUCAAUCAGGAUUAUGCUCCAAAUAAUGAAUAUCUUAAUCAAUUGUCAAAUCAACAGCAAAAUAAUUUACACUCGCAAAAUGUUGUAGAAAAUUCAAAAUUUCCAGGACCACUACCGUCAUACGCGUCUGGAAUACUAAAUCCACAGGAGACACUUGCAAAUAUUCAGUCCUUGGAAAAAGACAGAUUGAUCGCUCAGUUACGUUUGGCUCUGGAAAAUCAAGCUCAGAUUCAAAAUUCACUACCUUUAGGAAGACAUUCUCCUGCUGUUGAAAAUGUUCAUCAUCAAACUGGAAAUGGAGAUGCAAAUCUAGAAGAUCAACAAUUGGUGAGUCCUAGUGUAUUCGGUGGUGAACGUACUGCUUUUGGUCACUCAUCUUUCUUAUCUGGAUCUGCCAUCAGCUCUCCAGGGUUGAGAAUCACUUACGGUCUACCAUCAUCCAGCCAAGUACCAAUCUCAUCAGUAGCAACUCCAAUUCGACCGCAGGUACCACUAUCAGGGUCUAGCAGUCCAUCAGAAUCGGCUGGAUCAGGAGCAGUUACUCCCACACUUGCACCUGGAUCACUUAAACCUGGAUCAGCAUUCAUUCCCAAUUUUCCUCACUAUGGAACCUAUAUUCCAAGUCUGAUUCCUGGAACAAAUUUCAUCGCUAAUAUACCAUCUGGUUUAUUGGGCAACAAUUUUAUUCCUGUUCCAAAUAAUCCAAGUAGCUCUUCUCCAACUCACUUUGGAAUUCCGAUUCCAACAAUUCCAGAUCAAAAACCAGUUUCUGGAACACCUACUCUAUCAAUACCGUCAAAUAAGCCAGGAGUACAAUUUUCCUCUCCAAGUCAUUCUGUUUAUCCAAUUAAUACAGUUGCAAUUCCAGCGCAACCAAUUUAUCCGAUUUCAAAUCCAGUUCAUUCAGUUGUCAAUCCAAUUCAACCAGCUGCAAAACCAAUACAAACAAUUCGACCAGUUACAGCUUAUCCAGAAGUAACACCAGCAGUACCUCCAACUUAUGGAGUUCAAUCAAGUAUUCUAAAUUCUUUAUUAAUAAAGCCUGUGAAACCUGUGAUUCCAUUAUACUAUUAUCCAAACGUGAACCUUCAAAUUCCAAAACCUUCACUAACGACAAAUCCUUGGAAUUAUGCUACGACGCUUCAACAAGCGAAACCUAAUUGGAAACGAUAAUUACAAUAUAAAUUAUAUUAAUUUUAAACGAGAUAUAUUACCAAGUGUGGUUGAUAUGACGUUUGCACUUUGUCCUCUAUGCAGAAGGGAUUGUAAAUACAUGUAAUAUUUAUUAUUUUUUAAUAAAAAAACACUACUUUUUUCUA